Molecule: messenger RNA, 888 nt
Organism: Guyanagaster necrorhizus
Lineage: Eukaryota; Fungi; Basidiomycota; Agaricomycetes; Agaricales; Physalacriaceae
Exons: 6
Coding region: 33-737 (234 amino acids)
Source: RefSeq, a predicted model, not a curated record
AAUUUGAUCGAAGCCUCGUGACGUCGUCUUUCAUGGGCUCAAUCCGCCUGCUGUCGUCACUGACCUACCUCCUCCUCCUCCUCCUCACUAUAUGCGCCAUUCUACUCUCCUGUGUCGCCCUUCUCUCCCAAGCCGUCCGGACCUCGCCAAGUCAGUCCUGGUCCGGGAACAUCAACGCCCUCAUCAUCGGCGCCAGCUACGUCGCCGUCUUCUUUACUUCCCUGUUCUUCUGCGCCAAACGCCGUAUAGCAGUUCGUCUGAGAUUGCAGAGGAUCUCGAAGAAUUAUAAGCCUAUUGGGAAGGAGGACGUGCCGAAUACCGUACACGAGUACAUCACGAGGGAAUAUCUCCGUGCGUGUCUUGUCUCGUAUGAAUCCGAGCCCAAGGAGGCGUUUCAUCCUGGCUGGGGACGACCGGGGACCAAAUAUGCUGGAGUGAGGUUUCGGAGGGCUCUGUUGGAUACCGUCGCAGAGAUGGAUGCCCUUGCACAUGUGGUAAUCCCGGCUCACCCAGUGCUUAAACCGCAUGCAAGGAUGAUACACCACUUUCGUUUCAUCGUUCCCCUGCUUGACGACCAGGUAGUGUUGCGUGUGUAUGAUUCCGCAAUCCAGCUUGCAAGGAACUCCGAAAGGGAGCCGACGGAGGAAGAGUUUGAGGUCGGUUGGGAGGCGGCAGAGGAAAUCAGACAAACAUUGGACGAGUGCAGGAUGGAGAUGAUGGAAGUCAGUAUGACCUAGCUCAAUGCAUCGGUUACUCAAUUGAAUGUCUAGGUUUUGCUAUUCACUACAGUUGACUUGGAAACGCUUCCACUCUAGUGUAAUCCUUCGGCAUACACCUUCUUCCAGCUGUCCCUAACUAUCCAUGCUCUGGCGUAUCCCCUUACAGUCU